AUGUGGAGACCCACACGAUGGCUAAGUUUGCGUCUCACACCGGAUCCUUCGUUAGUUGUCCUUCCAGCUGGCGUGAGGCGCGUUGAAGUGUACCGCAACGCAGUGAGCAGCCGGGAGGAGAGUAUUAUCUGGGACGAGCUCAGCCUUGUGCUUGAGCGGGAGGGGCAGAAGGCGCUGUCGGAGCGCUCGACCCCGCAGAGCAAGAUCGUGAAACAUACAUAUCUUGAGAUGCACGGGGAUCAACGGUUUACGGAAGUAAAGAGCUGGCAAAGAAAGGAAUUGCGGCGGCUUCCGGGGCUUGUUUGGUCGCCAACCCUAAUGGCGUGCAUGCGGGAUGUUGCUCCGGCUCUGCUGGGCUCUGUGCCGGACACCGCGCGAGUGGUUGAGCACAAUAUGCCUGGUUAUGAGAUGCACAUUGAACAUCCCACAGUGGGUUGCUGCUUCCUUUACCUCUCUCUUUUGUCGGACACAGUGCUGUCGUUUGAUGAUGAGCCGACGGGGCGCCGUGGGCAGGUCUUUUUGCCACAGCGAUCAUUGAUGCGCUGCUCUGGUGAGGCCAGGUGGGGGUGGCGAUUUGGCGAACAACCCAACGACACGCACACAUUUAUUAGCGACGCUGGUGUUCGGCGUGUGGUGGAGACAGACAUGCGACUUAGCGUGCAGUUGUGGAGGUUCACGCCACAGUUGCUGGAUGCGAGGGUUCUUCAGGACCGUGUGGAGGCGUCAAUCCGUCGCCUUGAAGAGAGAGAGAAGAAUGGAUCUGACGUGAGGCAUACGGAGGAGCCGUGUGAGUCUCCCAAAAGUGAUUUUUCUGCGGCAUCUGUUGGGCAAAACACGGGUGGGGGCCCUCUUGGCGGGGAUUACGCGGCAAACACGUCUCCCCAUCCGGGAGGCGGCACGAAGAUUACAAUGGGUACGAUUGAAAAAGACUACGACAAGUACAAGCAGAAAUUUCAGAAUGUUCAUGGGGUAUUACAAGAGAUGAAGGCGUUGCAGGACGCUGGGCAGCCCAUCAAUGACAUGUGGUUGAAACGAAAGAUUUUGGAUGGCCAGGGAAACGCCGAGCAGGACACAAGUGAUGGCUUUGAUGCGGAGGAUGUGGAAGGUACAUGGGAUCGAGUGGAUGCACGAGCACGCUUUUACAAGGCACGGCUGAAGAGCAUGGACUACGACGGUAGUGCAAGCCUUAACAAUACGAUGCCAGACAUAACGGAGGAUGCACCGCUUGAUAUGAAGAAAACGAUACGAAAGAUUGCACCGCUCGUGAAGGAUGGAGAAAAGAUUGUCGCAAGUUUUCCUGGUUUACAGUGA
Messenger RNA from Trypanosoma cruzi, 1311 nucleotides. RefSeq lists its product as uncharacterized. NCBI's taxonomy places the organism in Eukaryota, Euglenozoa, Kinetoplastea, Trypanosomatida, Trypanosomatidae. The transcript has a single exon. Bases 1 to 1311 code for a protein of 436 amino acids. The record is from RefSeq and is a predicted model, not a curated record.